AUGGUUAGUAAGCAGAGGAAUCACGUGGAGAUGAAAUACGAUGAUGAGGGCGAAGAGCCGAAUGGCGACGACGAAGUGUCGGUGGAUCUAUCCCGCCCUCUGCCGGAGAUUCGAAUAGCCCCACGUUUCUUCGAUCGUAUCAACAAAGAAUGGAAACACGUGGUCGUCGUUAAGCCGUUCGAUGAAUCAAUUACAAUACCAUCGUUGUACAAUCGGCUGACCAAACUGUGGUCGUUCAUGUCGGGAUGCAACAUGAUGGAUCUCGAAAAUGGUUCCACGAAAAAAAUGGAGACGGAAAAUAGAAGAGAAGAGCCGAAGUACGGCCCGUGGAUGCAGAUCCCGCAGCGAACGCGCCAACCGUACUCACGACGAGUUAAUGGAGGCGAGAAGGGGCACAAUCCGAAACACCCGCAACCAGAAUCCCGGCUCGGAUCUCGGUUCACCUUAUUAGAUAGCAAGGACACUCGGGGGGAAAACCUUAGUUUUGCAUUUGGGGCCCACGUGUGGGGCCAACCGGCGAGACCUCUGCAGCAUUGA
Messenger RNA from Striga asiatica, 537 nucleotides. The record is from the annotation of a GenBank genome assembly. NCBI's taxonomy places the organism in Eukaryota, Viridiplantae, Streptophyta, Magnoliopsida, Lamiales, Orobanchaceae.